Messenger RNA from Boeremia exigua, 3286 nucleotides. RefSeq lists its product as uncharacterized. The transcript has 2 exons. Bases 348 to 2993 code for a protein of 881 amino acids. Gene Ontology annotation, biological process: protein autophosphorylation; phosphorelay signal transduction system. The record is from RefSeq and is a predicted model, not a curated record. NCBI's taxonomy places the organism in Eukaryota, Fungi, Ascomycota, Dothideomycetes, Pleosporales, Didymellaceae. Gene Ontology annotation, molecular function: histidine phosphotransfer kinase activity; phosphorelay sensor kinase activity.
GUCCAACCAUAUUCGCCGACACAGCCCUCCUCCCUCGCAAUCUUCGAUUCCUUCUGCACACAACCGCAUUCCUCGCCUGUCCCAGCUGCUUCUGCACCUCACAUCCGUUUAGUCAGCCUCUUCCGGAUACGGCCUGUUCAAUCUUUGUGACCAGUUCCACCAGCCGAGUCUCGGACAAUUGCUCUCCACAACAUCCGUGUAGCACUGUCCCCAUUCUGCGUGAUCUAUAGUCCUCCACUCUAGAGCGGGUACGUACACCUAGCAUUGGAAUCACGCUCGACUAUCACACCGGCCCACAUCUACCUGGAGCCGCGCCCCACCUACUUUCCGAAUGGAAAAGUAAAACCAUGAGAGAACUCUCGACCAGCCCUGUUCCACCCGACAUAAUGGAGCGCCGCUCUGUUGCACUCUCGCGGCCCAGCCCCGGCAUGGUCGUGCAAGAGGGUGAGGCCGGCUUCCAAGAAGAACUCUCGAAAGUAUACGACGCUGCCGAGAGCAACGCAGCAGAACAGCUCGUCGAACUUAAGAGCGCCCUACGGACUGCAAGCAUCGACAGCUUCUGGUCUCUUCUAACCAAAGGUCUUGCACACAUUGCCGAUGCUCAGUAUGCUUUCGUCUCGAAGAGAAUUUUGGUCGACGAGAAGGAUGUGCCGGUGGAGAUGCCGCCAAUCGGGGAGCCUGGGUCAUGCUUGAUGGGGGAAGCCUUCUACAUCAACGAUGAUAACGGUAACGGCCCUGGUCAUCUUCGCGACUUCAAGUACCACGCAUAUCAGUGCCCUUGCGCCUACAUGAAGCACGACAAGAUCUUCAUCAUUCCGGAACGACUAAACGAAUUCAUCGUCAACAACCCCAACGAUCUAAUAAUCCCAGGAGAGGCCUACCUUGGAAUCCCACUGUUCGCUGAAGGAAGAUGCUUUGCACACUUUGGUGUAAUGUGGGGGAAAGAAGGUGCUGCCAGGCGCAAAUUGAGCUGGGGUUUCCUUGAGACUCUAUUCCAUGCACUGGAAGACAUGAUCCUUGAUCGGGUUUUGGAAGGAGACAAGUUUGCUGAAUCCGCUCUUCCCAUUCAGAAACAGCAAAGCAAAGUCGUCCCACACAAGGCCAUCUCAGUAGCACAGUCGUUGAAGCCUUACGCCAGGAGUUUAUCGCACGAGCUAAGAACACCAAUGCAAGGCGUUGUUGGCAUGCUGGAUGUCAUGAUGGCCAACGUAAAAGAGGCGUCCGAGACGAUCGAUGUCGACAUCCGAACCCGCCAAAUGCUCGAGACUCUGAAGGAGAACAUUGAAGCUGUGCAGGAUAGCUCAAGGCGUGCUGUUGAAGCGGCUGACAAUGUGGUUCAUGCCUAUGACAUGAAUAUGGGAGUCCCAGAAACACCCGUGUCCCCACUCGACAAGACCCCCAAUCAAUGGAACACCUUUUGGCGAGAGGCCCGGCCAGAACACUCGGCUGUACCCAACGACGUAGCUCAAGAACAACCACGUGGUAUCAAGAGACGUAGAGACGAGUUACCAUGGGGGGAGGGUCAAACCCGCGUAGCACGCCCCAUUCGACGCCGCACUCGAGAUACAUUUUCCGAAGAGCCUCCUUCCCGCGGAUCGAUAUCUUGUCCCCCACACGCUAGCUUGAAAGAUAUUGCUAAAUUGGAGAGUUGUCGAGGUCGCUGCAGCAGCUCAACAAGCUUUCCUAGGCUCGUCCCGGGGCAUCAGAAAACGCCAAGUCUUCGUCAUACCAAUCUCAGGGAGGUCUUGCAUUAUGUGAUCACAGACGCACUCAAAGUUGGUGGACGUCCCGACUCUGCGAUUGCGGAGGCAACAGACGAAGGCGAACGGAUCGAGGUAAGGACUCGAGGCUCAAACGGAGAGGCGUCCACCAAAUGGGUCGAAUGGAGCGUGUCGCCGGACGUGCCAGACUCAAUACUAAUUGACGAGAAAGACCUCGCUAAAGUCGUGUCUUGCGUGACCUUGAACGCAAUCAAGUUCACACAAAACGGCAACAUUACCUUGGAAGCGACACUCAGUGCGAAGGGACGUUACGUUGUCAUCAAUGUCAAAGACACUGGGUCUGGUAUUCCGGCCGCUUUCCUGCCUGAUUUGUUCAAGCCAUUCUCAAGAGAAGACGACUCGACCACCCGACAAAGCGAGGGCCUUGGGUUAGGGUUAAUGGUUGCGAAGGGCCUCGCAAGAAAGCUUGGUGGCGAUCUAUUCUGUCUGCGGUCGCACGUUUCUGGCCCAAGAAAGGGGUCAGAGUUUGAGUUUCGCGUUCCACUUACGGCGGGUGAGGUCUGCAGCCGACCAUCCUCACCAUUCGGCUCCCCUACACCUUCCAUCCGCGCUCGCAUGUCUAUCGACCAUGACAUUCCUCACACCAAUAUGUCUAGAGGGCCAAUCACACCACCAAUGUCCUCAGAGCCGUUCGUAGGUGUCUCUGACGCCUCACUCGACACACCGAGCGUGGUCAUUCACACCACACCGUCGUCGAACGUUCUUGGCCUUCUCUCCCCACGCAGGACAUCAUCUCCGCUCCGAUUCCCUUCAAAGGGGCCCACCCGCAAAGCACCUCCUCCAAAGCUUUCUGAAGAACUUCCUCUCAACAUUCUUGUUGUUGAUGACAACGCGAUCAACAGACGCGUUCUGCAGAACAUGCUCAGCAGGCUGGGCUACAAGGACGUCGAAACAGCUUGCAAUGGCAUCGAUGCCAUUGAAGUUAUGCAGCGCAAUGCUUUCUUGCCUGCGUCUGAGGCCAUUGACGUAAUUCUCAUGGAUCUCUGGAUGCCACACCUCGAUGGCUUCCAAGCAGCUCAGACCAUCUUGCACAUGCCGGAACUCAUCGACAAUGGCCGCAAGCCCACUAUUCUGGCGGUAACAGCUGAUGUUACUGAUGCUGCGCUGGACAAGGCAGCCAGCAGCGGCAUGAAAGGCUAUGUCACCAAGCCUUUCGUAAGCAGGGACCUCGUUCGGUUGAUCCGGACGUACUGCGCGACUCGAGAGUCGUAAGGUCUCUGGUCUACUUCGCUUCGUUCAGGACACCAUGCGUGUCUUGGUCUAUUUAUCACUAUUUAAUCAGUGUUGAUGUACAGUACCCUGGGGUUCCCAGGACGAAAGUCCCAUGGCGUAAGGAAUAAAAUGGGCAUGAUGAUCAUGAUAGCGUUCUGCAAGACCGGCCAAGUUAGCCCGGCACUCGGUUUGAUUCCCCCUGGCCUUCGGGCCUUUGUUGCAGUUCUGCGACGACAACAUCCACUGCACAGGCAGUUUGUCUAGUAAUACAAACAAUUACAUCAUACCUCGUG